GAUCCAAUAAGUUGUGUAUUUCUUUCUAUGUUCUGGACUCGAGUUACUGGACGCAGCGCGUUUCUCUGCGCCAGCACAAAUCCAGCAAGAUACUCUCUAUUUACUCCCAGUCUACCUGGGCGGAUAUUCUGGCACUCGACUCUAAACGUCAAAGGCACACGACCAAUAUCCAGUGCUUCUUUGGAAAACUCCAAAGUUGAACACUCCCAGUUUCUCGCAAACGCCUCUACUCAUUCAAAGUGGAAAGACGCAGUACCUGGCAACGGUACGACGGAUACCGAGGACGAUGAACUCAGUGAUAUCGAAGAAGGAAUUGGAAAACUUCUUCCUACAACUUCACACCUUUUCAAGUUGAUCCUUCCCUUGGGACGCAAAGGGCCUAAUGACUUACCUAUACCGAUCGUAUUAUUAUUACAUCCUUCACAACCAUUAUCGCACACUGGUCGACUGAUCCUUGCCUCCUUACCUCGCAUCACCGAAAAUGGACCAUCCAUAUCAUUUAGAAGCACUCCCUCGACCUCAUCCCCGCAAAAUUCUCGUCAAUUCGAAUGGUCUGAUUCAACAGACAUUGGUGACUUUAUCCGAAAUGCUGCUCGUGCAGCCGAGUUCAGUAUUCAUAUUACGCCCGACGCGUCCGAUGGGGAACAAGAACAAGUUAUCACAGUGCGCGUUCCAACGUUCGCCGACCGUACGCGUUUUUUGCGUCGACAGCUAGACGCAAUAAAUUAUCAGUUGGCGACGAUGGAAGGCUUAAAACGCGAAUGUGAUCGGGAAGCUCGAAAAGGAGCAAGGCGGAUGGCUCUCGGUGGAUUUGGUAUGCUCGUUGUAUACUGGGCCGCUGUCGCAAGGCUCACAUUCUGGGAUUAUGGAUGGGAUAUAAUGGAACCAAUCACCUAUUUGUCAGGCCUUUCGACCGUGAUAUGCGGAUAUCUUUGGUUCCUCUACCAAGGUCGAGAAGUAUCUUACACCUCUGUGCUUGACCGUUCAGUCUCUUCUCGCCGCGAGGCCCUGUAUGAAAAGCGCGGGCUGGACAUCGAAAAGUGGAUGGAACUCGUUUCUGAGAAGAAGCAAUUGAUGAGGGAGAUUGGUCAGAUCAAGGAGGACUAUGAACAACCACGAGGGGAGAAGGAUAAAGACGAGAAGGCCUCGGAUAAAGCUGAGGCUGACGGGGAAGAAAAAAACAGCAAUCCUCUUCAUGAACCGGAAGAAGAAAAGGAAAGCGAACGAAAGGGUCAAUGAUUUUCGCCGCUACGAACUAUUAUCCAAAUACAUAGAAUAAGUACUACUAGUAUCAAUGCAUUCGCGCCGGUAGCAAUUUGUUCGUCAGUUCGUGUGAGCUGUUGUGAGUUGUGGAUAAACCUCUUCUCCAAAAAUGAACGAUACACUACAUGAUACUAUGUAGUACUGUAAUGGUCAUGCCAAAAAUCAGUUUGAACUCUUCGCAAUCAAAAUACUUUUUUCGUCAGUUUUGAUAAAAUGAUAAACG
This is a messenger RNA of Lentinula edodes (shiitake mushroom), 1486 nucleotides long. RefSeq lists its product as uncharacterized. The coding region runs from base 28 to 1239 and encodes 403 amino acids. Lineage: Eukaryota; Fungi; Basidiomycota; Agaricomycetes; Agaricales; Omphalotaceae. The record is from RefSeq and is a predicted model, not a curated record. The transcript is spliced from 4 exons. Gene Ontology annotation, biological process: calcium import into the mitochondrion; mitochondrial calcium ion homeostasis. Gene Ontology annotation, molecular function: uniporter activity; calcium channel activity. Gene Ontology annotation, cellular component: mitochondrial inner membrane; uniplex complex.